CAUAGCGACCCUGGCCGGGUCGGGCAGCCUAGGACGCCAACUGUAUGUUGAGAGCGAGACCUCGAAGAAGCCGAGACUGCGGGGAAGCGCAGGAGUUGGCAUCACACCAGGCGCCCUGAGCCCGAUGUCCUCACCCCCCACCAGCACCCUGCGGCCCUACACAAGCAGCCAACAUGCCCGUGUCCAAGUGCCCGAAGAAGUCAGAGCCCCUGUGGAAGGGCUGGGACGACAGGGCCCAGAAGAAUGGCCUGAGGCACCAGGUGUAUGCCGUGAACGGUGACCACUACGCGGGAGAGUGGAAGGACAACCUGCGGCACGGGAAGGGAACACAGGUCUGGAAGAAGACAGGAGCCAUCUAUGAAGGGGACUGGAAGUAUGGGAAGCGAGACGGCUAUGGCACCCUUAGCCUUCCUGACCGAGAGACAGGAAAAUACAGAAGAGUGUACUCAGGCUGGUGGGACAGAGACAAGAAAUCGGGCUACGGGGUCCAGUUUUUCGGACCCAAGGAGUAUUAUGAGGGUGAGUGGUGUGGCAGCCAGCGCUGCGGGUGGGGCCGCAUGUACUACAGCAACGGUGACAUCUACGAGGGCCAUUGGUGGAAAGACAAGCCCCACGGGGAGGGCAUGCUGCGCCUGAAAAACGGGAACCGCUACGAGGGCAGCUGGGAGAGAGGCCGGAAGCACGGGCAUGGACGCUUCUUCCACCUGGACCAUGGCCAGCUCUUCGAGGGCUUCUGGGUGGAGGGUGUGGCCAAGUGCGGCACCGUGAUCGACUUUGGCCGUGAUGAGGCCCCUGCACCCACCCAGUUCCCCAUUCCUGAGCUCAAGCUUCUGGACCCUGAUGGCGUGCUCCAGGACGCCCUGGCUGUAUUCUCACAGACACAAGAGGAGGGGGAGGAAGAGGAAGGGGACUGAUGUCAGAGUCGGCCCCGUAAGACCUGCGCGAGGGCCUCGGCCAAGCCACAGCGUUUGUCACCCCGGACCCUGGCCAGAUGAUUCAACUCCUUUGCGCCUCCAUUUUGUUAUCUGCGGAAUAGGAGGUCACAGCAGUCCCUGCUCGGAAGGGUGCCAGCCGAGCUGGGGGCGGCCCGCGUGUGUACCAGCUAACGGACCUCGCUGCUUUCCGCGGCUCCCUGUGCGGCUCCCCUCACAUUCCCCAGCACACACCACACCCUCCCGCGGGGAGGAUGAGAAAGCUGCACAGACCCAACGCGCAGGGCAUUCUACAGAAGCAGGGGGCCGCACGCUCCAAGAACACGCACCCUGCAGAACAAAGGCUGAGGAACUCAUCCAAGGGAGGGAGACGAGGCGCAGCUAGCAGCGCUGUGCCGCAUGUGCAAAGGACGGGAAGCAGCCUGGCUAGAGGACUCCUGCACAGGUGGGGAACUGGGCAUCAGUGUCAUGCAGCUGUGGUGUACAAGGACCAGGCUGCCUGAAGGGGAUGCUGAAUUAGGUUCUGCAGGGGAGCGGCCUUAGCUUCAGGAGGAGGCAUUCAGGGUGACAAACCACGAAGUCAGCACUGCACUACCCUCAGGUUUUUGUUUUUGCUGCUUUGAGACAGGGUCUCACUGCGUAGUCCAGGCUGGCUUCAAACCUAGGGUGAUCCUCCUGUCUCAGCCUCCCGAGUGUUGGGAUUACAAGUAUGUGCCACCAGGCUUGGCUUUCUAAUUCCAGUAUUUGUGAAUUUACCAAAUUGCUAAGGUCUAACAGGGACACUCAGCUCCCAUACUGGUAACAAGUACCCUUUUUCAGUUUUUUUUUUUUUCAAAUCUUGCCCCUUUUCUCUUUCCUUUUUGGUACCGGGAA
Chinchilla lanigera (long-tailed chinchilla) is the source of this 1805-nucleotide messenger RNA. RefSeq names its product MORN repeat containing 3 (gene Morn3). The transcript has 7 exons. The record is from RefSeq and is a predicted model, not a curated record. Bases 174 to 914 code for a protein of 246 amino acids. NCBI's taxonomy places the organism in Eukaryota, Metazoa, Chordata, Mammalia, Rodentia, Chinchillidae.